This is a messenger RNA of Anopheles moucheti, 3576 nucleotides long. Its product is annotated as serine-enriched protein-like. The transcript has 2 exons. NCBI's taxonomy places the organism in Eukaryota, Metazoa, Arthropoda, Insecta, Diptera, Culicidae. The coding region runs from base 1 to 2508 and encodes 835 amino acids. The record is from RefSeq and is a predicted model, not a curated record.
AUGACCCAUCUAGAACAGCAUCGCAGCUCGAUCAGCUCGGCCAAGAGUCCGUGUCUGUCGCGCCAGGGUACGCUGCGCUCGUCGCACCGGCGUAAGAGCAGUCUCGGAGCAUCGCUCAACCUGAGCCAGGGUCGUCGAAGCCCGAGCAGCAUGCUGAACGAUCGUAGCCCAUCCGGACGUCCGAAAAGUCCCAACCUGCUCAUUACCGAUCAAGCGUAUGCGUCCAGCUUCGAUCGCCGAUCGCCGACGGCGAUGUCCUUCUCGGGACGCCGCAGCCCAUCCGGGCUGCGGUCACCUUCCGGCGGCCUCCGGUCGCCUUCCGGCCGUCGGAGCCCACUCGGCUUCAACCUGCAGUCGGAGUACUCGGAACUGCUGCAAAGCCAGCAGGAACGAUUCAGCCCCAACUCACUCAGCAGCCACCAGUCGGCGAGUGGACCGGAUCGGCGUACGAGCCCCACCAUCCAUCUACCUCCAGAGCGUAGCCGCAGUCCGGUCGGGUUCGGGUCCCGGCUCGGCGGCAGCCUGUACGGGCCAGGAUCGGAAUCGCGCUCGUCCCGCACCAGCCCCACCACGCUCGGUACCAUUCCACCGAUCACCAUCUCCAAUCCCUCGGAGACGUACGAGAUCGUACAGAAGUCUAUCGAAACGCACCAACAGCAGCGCAGCCCCAAAAGUCCCAAGAGUCCCAAAAGCCCGCUGAAGCCCGACCCGGGCGCGGUUGGGUCAGCGCCGGAAAAGAAAGAGAAAACGAGCGUCAUGAAGGAGAUAUUGGCGUUCGUGCGCAAACCCUCGAAGAAGGUAACGACGCGCACGAGCAAAUUUGCGGCCGCCUUCACGCGCACCGAAUCCACCACCGGUGCGCCACUGCUGCGCCAGAGCACUUUCUCCAGCAUUCAAAACUCGUCCAGCUGCGCUGGCCGGAAUGCGAUCACGAAGCAGAUGUCGGAGAUUGCGUUCGAGCCGAUCAUGUCCUCACUCAAGUGGAAGAAUGUAGGAUCGAAGAUGUCGCUCAAAUCGCUCAAAAAGCUUUCGCAGGGCAUGAGCGUCACCUCGGACGGGCGCUCGCGGGACAAGCGCUCCAGUGGCGAUGAGGUGAGCGAUGUCGAGAGUAGCGAUGGAACAGCAGCCACCACCUCGGCAGGCAUACCCGGUGGGCCAGAUGCCGUGUUCGAGGUGCUUGAGAGCGUCCAUUUUGAGAAGGUCGGCGAAGCGUACAUCAAGCACGAUCAGAUCCGCGAAGAGGAAAGCCCCCGGGGCUCCCAGGAUAGUGCGGCCGGUAGCGACGAUGAGGGGCGCAACGGCGCGGAUAGCGGUCGGCUCCGGGUGACAGCUGUCAGUGAGAUCAAAAAGUCUUUGGAGGCUCUUUUUACGCGCCAGGAACCGAUUGAUGAGGCGGGUGAGAUAGUGCCAAACCGGGAACCGGACGCGAUCCAGUGUCCGACGUUUGAAAUUGAGCCACCCUCGAGAAGGGCCUCGUUCGAUCCACCGCGAUCACCGUUCCUGGAGAAUCUGCGUAGUCUCAGCGAUACCGAUCAUGAGGGCACUCAUCACAGCCGGCUAGAUUCGGGUGGCGAUAGUUUCGAGAUGAUUGACACGACGGAUCGAAUGCCGGGCUCGAGCGUCUCCGGUGAUCGGCACUCGUCGAUGGACACCAGCUUCGAUAUCUCGCGCUAUCAAUCAACCAGCUACGAGGAUCAGAACUCAAGCUUCGAGCUGGUGGAGCUGGACAACUCCCAGCGCGGUGACAAAACUCUCUCGCCGUUCGACAUUCGCAAAUCGUCGAUCGAGCUGGUCGAUGCCGAAACCUUCCAGCGUUCCGGCUAUCCUGAAGGUCGCAAGUCUUCGCUCGAAACGCACUUCGAUCUGCAGAUCUCCGAACCGGGCCGCUGUCGGGACUCGCUGCCAAGAUCCGGCACGGGACCAUCCACCAGCACCGGCAUGAAAACGCACUACUCAGCACCUCAUCGGGCCAAGUCGCCGCUCUCCAACCAGACCUCAUCUAACUUUAGCUCGCGCGACAGCUACGACUCGAUCUUUGAGUCUACCGGUCCACCGCCUCACUACCACUCCCAGCAGCGCAGUCCCUACUCGUCGUCCGACCCGAAGCAACACUUUCCACUGCCACCGCGCAAAUCGUCCAACGAGUCGCCCCGCUUCCUCUGCACCGACAAGCGCUGUGCCGCCAUCUUCGAACCGCGCCCGUCGGUCGGUUCGAUCGGGCCGGUCGGUAUGGCGGGUAUGGCGGGCACGGCGACCGGUCGGCUGUCUUCCUGCUACCUGGACACCUCGAGCGGCAGCGAGUUUGAACCACCGUCACCGCGCCGCGCCGCCAGUGCCUCACCCAAGCACACCUUCACCUUCCGGAUCGUGCUGAAGAAGGUGGACAGCUCGCCGGACGCCAUCUGCCCGUCGGCCGAACGGCGCCAGCUGCGGGAGAAGGCCGACGGUCGCCACAAGCGGCGCGACAGCCGCCGGAAGAAGCUGCUCGAGAUAGGGAAAAGCUUCUAAGCGGGGAGCAAACGUAAACGAGAUCAUCAGAACCGAGCAAGGGUUGGAUCUCAACUUCACGAAGGAAUUGCGUUUCAUUUGUGUUCGGUUCACCGGGACCCGGGAAGGAAGUGUUUCAGUACGGAGACGCAGCACUGUUUCGCGCAGUGCCUGCUGGAACUCUGGAACUUUACCGAACGUUUGAAUGCUUUCUGGUUGCGUUACACUUUAUCACUUUAUGGCACAUUAUCGCGGGUACUUCAACAGUGACUGCUCUCAGUAAGUCAAUGCGCAAAGGAACAGUAAUUACAGUUUUGCAAACAUUUACAUACACUCUAGCCGUCGUUUUUUGCAUGUCUUUACAGUCAGAUUCAACCAUAUCAAUAAUCGAUCGAUUCCAAGUUUUGAAUAAUGCAGUAACCCCUUGUGAAUCCCCAUCGUGUAACAGUUCACAAUUUCAAGAACCACUUCCCGGAUGUUAAGAACGUUUUUAAAAUCUCCAUCUCCUGUGUGUGUGUGUGUGUCGACAAGCACACGUGCGCACUCCUUACAAACGAAAAGUGUUCAAGUAAUUCAAGUAAUAUUACGACAAGCUGAAACAUAUUAAAACAUGAAACGAAUUGUGUAAGAGAACUAAGCUCCUUACCGUUACCGUUCCUCCUCAGGUGUAAUUGAUAGUCGUCGUGUAUAGGGUAUCGGGGCAGAUGGCUAGCAAACUGUCACUGUUGUUAUAACGCACUGUAAACGUAACGAGACAACUCGAUCACUCUUUCCUGUUUUCCGCCACCGAAUGGAUAUCGAUGGUGUUUCCAGGAUGGAUCCAUUCCGUUUCCGGCACAGGCACGACACCUUGUUUCCAAUUGUGUUUACGUUUUCCCGUCCGUGCCUUUUUCCCGCCCUUAACCAAGAGAUACCGUGAUGUUGAACUGCAAUUAGCAUACAUUCGAUAAAGCAUCGCUGAGCGCGAGUAAACUAUGUAUAUGAGAAACCAGUAGUAAAAAUGUUACAUUUUUCAACUCAUUCGUAAAUUUAUCAAAUGUUACUCCGCGUCGUAGAGCAGAUAAUCGUUAUUCGGUCCGAUCAAUCAGU